UAAUUUAUCGAGCACGUUUUGUUCCUUGUAAGUUUAGGCAAUUUCGUAUGUCAGAACAUAUUAUUAGCAUGUGUAUAUUGUUGACAUUGUCACAUUGAGAACAAGCUUGCAAGUGAAACAAUACACUGCAAUGGGGUUUUGUACAUGUCACAAAGGUGUGGCUAUGCCAUUAAUCUUGUUCCUGCUGCUCAUGUGCUCUCUCACACCAAUCUCAGAUGGAUUAGAUCAAUCUGUAUCUUUCCCCAGCAACUUUCUCUUUGGCACUGCUUCUUCUGCGUACCAGUAUGAAGGAGCUUACUUGAGUGAUGGCAAAGGGAUGAGCAACUGGGAUGUCUUCGCUCACAAACCAGGUAGUAUAGAGGAUGGAAGUAAUGGCGAUGUUGCAGUUGAUCAAUACCAUCGCUAUCUGGAGGACAUUGAUCUAAUGGAAGCUAUAAAAGUCAACAGCUACCGGUUUUCUAUAUCAUGGGCAAGAGUUCUACCAAAAGGUAGAUUUGGAGAAGUCAACUUGGCGGGUAUCGACUACUAUAACAGACUCAUAGAUGCUUUGCUACUCAGAGGUAUCCAACCGUUUGUAACAUUAUUUCACUUUGACAUCCCUCAAGAGCUUGAGGACAGAUACGGAGCUUGGUUAAGUCCACAAUCACAGGAAGAUUUUAAAUUCUUUGCGGAUAUCUGUUUUAAAUACUUGGGUGACAGAGUCAAGUAUUGGGUCACCUUCAAUGAGCCAAAUUAUAUAGUCCCACUUUCUUACCGUGUAGGCAGAUUCCCACCAUGUCGCUGCUCUAGCAAAUUUGGAAAUUGCAGUGAGGGGGAUUCAGAGAAAGAACCCUUUGAGGUAGCCCAUAAUAUGAUCCUAUCACAUGCAGCUGCAGUUGAUAUUUAUAGAAGCAAAUACCAGACUGAGCAAGGGGGAAAAAUUGGCAUUGUCUUACACUGUGACUCAUAUGAGCCGUUAAGCAAUUCCACAGCAGAUAAAUUGGCUACCGAAAGAGCACAAUCGUUCAACAUUAAUUGGAUCUUGGAUCCAAUCUUAUUCGGUAAGUACCCAGAAGAGAUGGAGAUGAUUCUAGGAACCAUAUUACCUAAAUUUUCCAGUAAUGACAAAGAAAAAUUGAAGAGAGGACUGGAUUUCAUUGGCAUAAACCACUAUGCAAGUUACUAUGUCCGAGACUGCAUAUCAUCAGUGUGUGAAUCUGGGCCAGGAGUCUCCAGAACAGAGGGUUUAUAUCUACAAACUUCACUAAAAAACGGUGUCCCAAUUGGAGAGCUUACUCCAUUUAAUUGGCUCAAUAUUUACCCACAAGGCAUGAAGAAAAUUCUUAUCUAUCUAAAAGACAGAUAUAAUAACACUCCGAUGUUCAUUACCGAAAAUGGAUAUGGCAAUUUGAAUGAUCCAGAUCUUACCCAGGAAGAAUAUCUUACUGAUUUCAAGAGAAUAGAGUACAUGUCUGGUCACUUCGAUAAUCUAAUGGCAGCAAUGAGGGAAGGAGCAGAUGUGAGAGGUUACUUUGCCUGGUCCUUGCUCGACAACUUUGAGUGGAAAUCUGGGAUUUCACUGAAAUUUGGACUUCACCACGUGGAUUUUGCCACACUGAAGAGAACUCCAAAAUUAUCAGCAAGUUGGUACAAGCAUUUGAUUGAAAAGUAUACAGAAACUGGAGAGCGUUGUGCCCGAGAAUAACAGGGAAAACAGAAAGGAAAAUACCUAGCUUGGAACCUUAGCAAGAAUGAAAAAUGAAAUGCAUCAUGGUUACUAUUUGGAGCACCUGUUCAUAUUUAUGGAAUGUUGUACUUGUAAUCAUAUAUUUUCGACCCAACACGUUUGACACUAUCAUAAUUAAAAAAUAUAUAUAUUUGAA
Molecule: messenger RNA, 1862 nt
Organism: Cajanus cajan (pigeon pea)
Lineage: Eukaryota; Viridiplantae; Streptophyta; Magnoliopsida; Fabales; Fabaceae
Product: beta-glucosidase 46
Biological process (GO): carbohydrate metabolic process
Molecular function (GO): beta-glucosidase activity
Source: RefSeq, a predicted model, not a curated record